This is a messenger RNA of Dentiscutata erythropus, 324 nucleotides long. NCBI's taxonomy places the organism in Eukaryota, Fungi, Glomeromycota, Glomeromycetes, Diversisporales, Gigasporaceae. The record is from the annotation of a GenBank genome assembly.
UUUAAAGAUUCUUCAACUCGCCACGAAGCAGAUCAAUCCAUGACUAGCACUGAUUUAGUAACUUCAGACACUUCAGAACAGGAUCAAGACCUAUCUUUAGUUAAUCAGGAUGCUUCAACGGGAUCUGAAAAGACAAUAAACUUAGCAUUAUGUGAUGCAAAAACCGUGACAAAAUAUCAUGAUCUUAACAAUUCUGAUACUACCUCCGAAAUACUUGAAUCAGACAAUCAAAUCAUAAAAGGUUUAACACAAGAGAUGACCUAUGAUCAAGUAGAAAAUAUUGUUUCUUCCGAAAUCAAUCCUUUAUAUUCAAAUAAUGAUGAG